Molecule: messenger RNA, 465 nt
Organism: Perognathus longimembris pacificus (Pacific pocket mouse)
Lineage: Eukaryota; Metazoa; Chordata; Mammalia; Rodentia; Heteromyidae
Gene: Iqcf2
Product: IQ motif containing F2
Molecular function (GO): calmodulin binding
Source: RefSeq, a predicted model, not a curated record
AUGAAACUGCGUUCCCAGGCGUCCUACAUUAUAGACACAGACAAGCACGCCAUGGCCCAGUCCCGAGAGCAGGCCUCUUACUUUGGGGGUACGGCCCGGCGGCGGGCGGCCACGCGGAUCCAGGCGUGGUGGCGGGGCACGCUGGUGCGGCGGGCGCUGCUGCACGCGGCGCUGCGCGCGUGGGUGGUGCAGCGCUGGUGGCGGCGGGCGCGGGCGCGCGCGCGCGAGCGGCGGCGGCGGGAGGCGCUGGUGCGCUACGCACGCCGGGAGCGCGCCGUGGUGACGCUGCAGUCGCUGGUGCGCAUGUGGCGCGUGCACUGGCGCUACCGCCAGGUGCUCGACGCCAUCGGCGUCAUCCGCGGCCACUGGCGCUGCCACAACUGCCGCGCCUGCGCCUCCCUGCGCGCCCACUGCGUCAUCACCGCCACGCACCUGCAGUUCCACAUCGAGAUCGUCAACCACUGA